AACGCCAUCGUGUCCUACUAAACGGAAAAUCCACUGUGGUAAAGCAACAUGAUACGUCACUGGCGCGCUAUCCCUAUAUAUUAACAAAUAAACAAGAGUAACAGAAAUUUAUCCAAGAUCCUCCGCACUCGAGGCUCGUCUACUGCCACGGCGCGGAAAGGAGCGUGCACCGAUCGACGGACGCGCAGCUCGAGAAUCGGUGGAUUCUCUCUCCGAUCAGAGAGAUCACACAGCGAAGUGGCAAAUCCUACAGCGCGGCGAGAGAGAAGCAUUCGCGUGCGAGGCGCAACAAUACAACGCCGGGCGAGAGGACGAGCUGUCGCGCGCGGCAAUGGUGGUGAGGCGGCGGUAGCGCCGAUAACGACGGCGAAGUACAACGGUGCGCGAGAGUCGCAAUUCUGUGCGGUGUCGGCAACCUGCGACGGUGAGGAGGCACGACGACACCUGCUCGACGAGGAGAACGCCACGGGAACAAACAGGAACGGACGUACAACGACGGCCAUACUUAAACAAUCGCCGAGCGGAGCGCGCGAUACGAGAGAUGCAGUAAUGAUAAUAGUAAAAUAGAGAAAGAUAAGGACAGAGAGACCAAGAUUGAGUGAGAGAGGGGGAAGAGAGAGAGAGAAGCGCGAUCUCCGCUCGCAGCAGCCGCGCGCGAGGCUACGAGACGAGGACGGCACGAACUAAGCUGCAUCGAGUCGAAUCGCGUCGCGUCGCAAUCGGGCACACGAGUGUAACCGCGUUAUAUCGGUGCGCGCGAGGGGGCGAGGAACACCGCGGAGGAGCGGCCGGAACGGGCGGAAGUGUAGGCCGUGUGUGUGAGCGAGCGUGCGUGCGUGCGUAGGGUAAAGGGGUAGUAGCGGGCGAACGGUAGCAGCGCGUAGGGGCCCGUGCGGUUUAGGUUCGGCGCGGGGGCCAGUUACUCGCGAUGAGCGCCAAGACGGACGUGAACAGGCGGGUGCUGGCGAUCCAAGCGAAGAAGAAACGGCACAAGCCCAGUAAGCGCAAAGGCAAGGCCAAUCCUCAGAGCGAGCAGGACGCGCAGUUCUCCAAAGGGCCGCGCGGCCAGGUGACGGCCGCCGCCGCUGGUUACUCCGACGGCGCCACGGCGCAGCGCUCGUAUCCCAGCGACAACGGAAACAGAUUGGAACAAUGUCAUAGUUCCAGCAACGAGACGAUAGAGGAUGACGACGAGGUGUUCAGCAGUGAGGAUGAGGAGCAGGAGGACAGCAGUGACUAUUGUAAAGGCGGGUACCAUCCCGUGAAAAUAGGAGAUCUCUUUUUAAAUCGCUAUCAUGUCACUCGUAAGCUCGGCUGGGGUCACUUCUCCACUGUAUGGCUCUGUUGGGAUUUACAGGAUAAACGCUUUGUGGCGCUUAAAGUCGUGAAAUCCGCAUCCCAUUUCACUGAGACUGCAUUGGAUGAAAUUAAAUUAUUAAAAGAUGUGCGCGACACGGAUCCCGCCGAUCCUAAACGCAAUAAGACCGUCCAGUUGCUCAAUGACUUCAAGAUCAGCGGCAUUAAUGGUCUGCAUGUUUGCAUGGUAUUUGAAGUGCUCGGACAUAAUCUCCUUAAAUUGAUUAUCAAGUCUAACUACAGAGGAAUUCCAAGAAAUAAUGUUAGGCGCAUCAUCAGACAGGUCCUUGAAGGCCUCGACUAUCUUCAUAACAAAUGUAAAAUUAUUCAUACAGACAUUAAACCUGAAAAUGUUCUUGUGUGCGUCGACGAAACUUACAUUCGAAAAUUAGCUUGCGAAGCAACGGAACUGCAUUCUAUGGGAGCAAAAUUACCGGUGUCCUUGAUAUCCACCGCGCCGAAGGAGUUUCAGGAACCCACUCCAAAUUCGAAAAUGUCCAAGAACAAAAAGAAAAAGCUAAAAAAGAAGGCUAAGCGUCAGAACGAGCUCCUGAGGAAGCAGAUGGAACAAAUCGAGGAGUUAGAAGAACAAAAUAAACUCGCGAACAGCACGAGAGAGAACGGAGAAGUUGAGACGAACAGUUUGGAUCAGGACCUCAAUACGGAAAGCAUAGAGGACAAUACGGAAAGCAAGGGUUCACCCGACAUCUCGGAGCCGUCCGCCCCCUCCUUACAUAUGAACGGAGUGGACGGCUUAGCAGACGGCGAGAAGAUACAGAAUCCGUCGCCCGAGCAAUCUGAGAAAAUGGAGAACGUGACUCUCUGCGACGUGGAGAAGAGUUGCGGCGAAAGUGUACUACCACCUGAUCCCGAGGAUACCGACGAAUGUAGCGAAGGUCGUAAUUUAAAUCCGCCGGAGAGCAAACAACUGAAACGGGCAUCCGUGGCACCGUUAGAUCCAGCAAUAGUGGAGUGCGAGGUCGACGUGAAGAUAGCGGAUCUCGGCAAUGCGUGCUGGGUUCAUAAAAAGUUUACAGACGACAUCCAAACUCGUCAGUACAGGUCGUUGGAGGUCCUGCUGGGAUCCGGAUAUGACACUUCCGCGGAUAUCUGGUCCACCGCUUGCAUGGCGUUCGAAUUGGCGACUGGAGAUUAUCUUUUUGAACCGCACAGUGGCAAGGACUACUGCAGAGAUGAAGAUCAUUUGGCUCAUAUUAUCGAGUUGUUGGGAGAAAUACCGAGACGUAUCGCACUCUCGGGUAAGAACUCGAAGAUAUAUUUCAAUAAAAAGGGAGAGCUAAAGCAUAUCACCGUGUUGAAGCCGUGGGGUCUAUACGAAGUGCUGACAGAAAAGUACGAAUGGACGCCGAGCGAAGCGCGCGAGUUCGCAGAGUUCCUAACACCGAUGCUCGAGUUCAACCCGAGCAUGCGAGCUACCGCAGCCGAGUGCCUGAAGCAUCCAUGGCUGCAAAUCAAAAAGUGAUCGCGUUUUUUUAUCGUUUUAUCUGUAAUCCCCUCGACUCUCAUCCCGGUCCUAACGCCCAGAUUACAAUCGUAAAUCGAGAGUGUGAUAGGAAGCCGAAUAACCAGCAGGUGUCAGCCGGGUAUCACACAUCGCCGCAGCGAAUCGUAAUCUCGUGACCCAAUUUACAUGCGAGUAUAGUAGUGGUUUCGAAUUCCCCAAGAGCGCACACCACAAAACUAUUUGAUAUAUAAGAUGAGAAUUACGGGGAAUUGUAACAUAUGUUAUUAUACUGUAAUCGCCACGAGGGAAGAUGUCUUCGCGAGAGGGAAAUGUUACGUAAACCGAAAAAAGAUGUUUCAAGAAGAUUGUUAUACCCUUUACACAAAUGGUGAUUUGACAAUAUCACGGAAGUCGUUCCGGGAAAAUUUCUCGCGAGCGCAGCGAGCGAAGUGUCGCAAAAUCCGAAAAUCGUUCGACAGGAAGAUCUUGCUACAUUCCGCUGAUUUCCAUAACGGCCGUGCGUGCGCGCUUCCUAACGCAACACUCUCAAGACAUCGGCUGACCAUUCGCGUAGUAGUGUGUACACUUGUUAAAUCAUAUUUUUAAUUAGAGAUGAGAGACUUAAAUUAAAGAAUUUCAUAGUA
This is a messenger RNA of Odontomachus brunneus, 3465 nucleotides long. RefSeq names its product SRSF protein kinase 3 (gene SRPK). The transcript is spliced from 6 exons. Gene Ontology annotation, molecular function: ATP binding; protein kinase activity. Lineage: Eukaryota; Metazoa; Arthropoda; Insecta; Hymenoptera; Formicidae. The coding region runs from base 929 to 2839 and encodes 636 amino acids. The record is from RefSeq and is a predicted model, not a curated record. Gene Ontology annotation, biological process: regulation of mRNA processing; spliceosomal complex assembly; protein phosphorylation.